Messenger RNA from Penicillium canariense, 186 nucleotides. RefSeq lists its product as uncharacterized. The transcript is spliced from 2 exons. The record is from RefSeq and is a predicted model, not a curated record. Lineage: Eukaryota; Fungi; Ascomycota; Eurotiomycetes; Eurotiales; Aspergillaceae. The coding region runs from base 1 to 186 and encodes 61 amino acids.
AUGUGGGCUGAUUCAUGGAUCGAGGGGGUGAGGUCUGGCCGCCAGUCGAUCGAACUAGAGGGCGGCGCUGGGGUGGCGGCAGUCGAGGAGUUGAGGGUUGACGAGGGUAUCGGCCGGGUUGUGAUUGCACGGGAUGAGGAUGGUACCGUCACGUUCCUGAUGGUACUACGUUCUAUCGGCCCUUAG